UGUUCUUGCAGAAUAUAGGUAAAUCGCUUUUUCAAAAAGUACGUAUUAUUAUGCUCUUUCAAAGCGUGGGCAUGACGGUAAUUGCGUUACUGACGCUAGCCAAUGCGGAACCAUCGCUUUUUAAUAGCUCACCUAAAGAGCAAAGGGAUAAAUCCGCAAAGUUGCCGCCCUGCAGUGCCUGCAAGUCCUUAGUAAAGUCCUUUGAACUGGGUCUUGAGAGAACUAAACGUGGCAAACAUGCCGGCGGUGAUGCAGCCUGGGAAGAAGAGAAGCUCCGUUCCUACAAAACAAGCGAAGUGCGCUUAGUAGAAAUUCAGGAGCAACUUUGUGGCGAUGUGAAACGAGGCCAAGAUUCUUGCCACUCCUUAGCGAACGAACAUGAAUCCCUCAUAGAAGACUGGUUCCUUCACAAGCAAAAUGAAUGGCCUGACUUACACGAAUGGUUGUGCAUCACCACGUUAAAGGUAUGCUGCCCAGCUGAAACGUAUGGGUCGUCAUGUCAGCCUUGCAGCAGCUGCAGCGGCAACGGCAAAUGCAAAGGCGCUGGCACACGCAAAGGAAAUGGUCAAUGCUCCUGUGAUUCUGGGUACACUGGAUCCCAUUGCGACAAGUGUGCAGAGCAAUACUAUGAAUCAUUUCGCGACGCUUCAAAACUGCUCUGUACACCUUGUCAUGCAGCAUGCUCAGGUGGCUGCACAGGUGCUGGUCCCAAUAGUUGCCAAAAGUGCAACCCCGGCUGGCAUAGGGACUCAGAUAAUGGGUGUGUCGAUAUCAACGAAUGUUUAGAACAAAACAAUGUUUGUCGCCUACAACAGUUUUGCGUAAAUAACGAGGGUUCGUACACAUGCCUGGAAUGUGAUCGCUCCUGCAAUGGCUGCGAUGGUGAUGGACCAGACAUGUGCAGACAAUGUGCGGAUGGUUAUAAACUGAAGGAUGGCAAGUGCCAAGAUCUUGCGUCAGAGAGUCGGGAAUCUUACGUGUACAUCACGCGCUUUCUCACCUACUUUGGCAUGUGCAUUGCUACAUGCGUCAUCUUUCAAAGCUCCACACAUAUUGCCUACAUUGUAGGGGCAGCUGUUGCCAUCUAUAUAGCUGCCUCCGAAUAUUGGUUAAAUUCAGCACCACACGGCGGCCAUAAGCCUCAAUUCGACACAAAGCAAUUAGAGGAAAUGAUUAUGAAGUCCUUAUAAAAGAAAUUAGAAUCGAGGAAUAGGGCAUUAAUUUUAUUCUGUGAAUAACUUGCUCUUUAUGGAUCCUGUCAAUUCACUCUUUAAUUUUAUCUAAAAAAAUUGUAUAUAUAUUUUGUUUGCAGUGGGAACGGCAACAGAGGCUUCAGAAGUAGCCAUGUCUAUAGAGACGGCAGAGCGCGUGGAAUUAUAACAUACAAGCCAUUAGUCAAUUUUUAGUUCUAUUAAAAUCUUAGUUUUAUUAAAUUUUCAUAAAUAAUUCGGAGUAAUUAUGCAUACCCAGAACUGUAAAAGAAACGUUCGUAUUAUAAAAAUGAAAAAUGUGUAAAUUA
Molecule: messenger RNA, 1519 nt
Organism: Scaptodrosophila lebanonensis
Lineage: Eukaryota; Metazoa; Arthropoda; Insecta; Diptera; Drosophilidae
Gene: Creld
Product: cysteine-rich with EGF-like domain protein 2
Exons: 3
Coding region: 51-1190 (379 amino acids)
Molecular function (GO): calcium ion binding
Source: RefSeq, a predicted model, not a curated record